This is a messenger RNA of Paracoccidioides lutzii Pb01, 1947 nucleotides long. RefSeq lists its product as hypothetical. The transcript has 3 exons. The coding region runs from base 1 to 1947 and encodes 648 amino acids. The record is from RefSeq and is a predicted model, not a curated record.
AUGACACUAUAUACAUACGUUGUCAACGGUAGUUCACCUCGACUUUCCGGGGAUGCCAUCGCCCUUUCUGGAAUCCAUACACAUGUGAGCCCGGGCAAUAAUGGCUCGCACAAUUCUCUUAAUCCAGUACGCGGGGGUGGUGAUGGGAUCUCAAGCCAGAAUGCAGUGACCCUUAGCAAAGCACAGAGCUAUCUGAUUAUGAGCUCGAUAUGGGAAAUUUUGUUGGCUGUUGUACCAAUUGCUUUUAUUGCAAUCGCCCUCCUGGCAACUUCAUUGGACGGGGAUGAGAGGGGUAAACGAGGCGAACGAAUACGCUUAGCCACGACUUUGAUUCCCACCAUGUUCCCGAUCGUAUUCGCGGCACUGGUGGGCUAUUUCUUCCGAAUAUAUGGCACCUAUAGGGCGGAGAGAGGAAUCCGACUGGGGACGUUAGAGCAGCUGAUCGGAAGCCACUCCUUCUUUUCCUCCUUCGAGAGGCAGAUGUUACUACGGGAUUUUGGGUACGUUGGAUUAAUGAUUAUGGCUAUCUGGGCGCUAUCCCCUAUCGGAGGUCAGGCUGGGCUACGGCUUCUGAGCACUACGUUGAAAGAGGCUCAGUACAAUUCUACAAACUGGUACUUAUCUCCUACAUCGAUCCUGGAUUCCGACUUGGUAGGCGCCAGCGCCAUGAACCGUGCUGGAGAUUUGAUCACAUCUAUUUACACGUCGUCGUUGAUGAGCUUUGAAACUACAGCAUCCGCUGGCAUGGAUAAUUGGGGGAAUGUCAAAAUUCCUGACAUAAGUUCGUUGAAGACUGGCAAGAGCCCUGACGACUGGCGGAUGGUAGACUGGAAUUCCACUGUUAAGUUCACCUCACUUCUUGGUCUUCCAGUUGGAAAGCCCUUGUCGGAAGGUAACACGACAUUCACCGUGACAUCACAUUACUUUGACGUCCAAUGCGCCAACAAUAUUCUUGCGAAAAAAGAAGACCUCGCUGCUUUGUCGUAUAAUGUGGUCAACGCUAGCAGCGGACCGGGCCACUCCAUGAUAUUAUAUCUUGCAAACCAACUUCCAGAUAUGACGGAUGAGGUGGGCGGCGACCCAUCUUCCCGCCCCAAGUUCAUGUUCGGGUCAAGAACCAAAAUUGGCAAUAAUCAUACAUGGGGUCUCUCGAACUGCACCCUAGGAAACCUGGCCGUCGAUUCACGAAUCGAAUGCAAGGCAAAGUCAUGCCAGGUAAUAGCAAUGCGUCCUUCAACACGAGUCAACGUCAACAUAGAUUUAACCCUAUACAUAAACAACACCUUUUACAUCUUGCCCACUGCCACAGACCGCGAGCGCUCGACAAACUACCUCUACUCCGCCACCCUUACCGAGCGCUGGAUGAAUGACUCCUCCCUUAUCUUCCAGGGCGGUAGAAUCGACAUGGAUCUCUGGAAGCUUGAGCCUCAGGUCCUCUCCGAACGACUAGAGAUAGCCUUUAACACCUUCUGGCAAGCCAGCUUCGCGAAGAUGUAUCGUGGGACAUAUCUCCCGACAGACGCGGCCGUGUACGAAAGCCUAAGUAACUGCAGCAAAUUGACGCCCCCAAUGUACUGUUUUGUGCCCACGGAAGCCAGGGGUGUCAAGUACGUUGGCGAGGUGUACAGAUACAGCCGUGCCUGGUUUGCGGUGUUCCUCGUGAUAUCUAUCGUGCUGCAGAUCCUCGCGCUGGCCAGUUUUGCUCUGAAGCGCAUCAUACUCGCGCCAGAUAUCCUGGGCUAUGUCUCAUCGUAUACUCGAGAUAACCCGUACGCCCCAGUAUCUGCGGCGUCUGCUCAGGAUGGCUUAGCGCGGGCACGUCUGCUGAAGGAUGUUCGGGUGAUGCUGGGUGACGUGCGGGUUGCGGAGCAAGUUGGGCAUAUUUCAUUUGUGACGGAAGGGGAUACAUCCGUUGGGAGGUUGAAAAAGGGAAGAUCGUAUAUUUAG